Molecule: messenger RNA, 3902 nt
Organism: Jaculus jaculus (lesser Egyptian jerboa)
Lineage: Eukaryota; Metazoa; Chordata; Mammalia; Rodentia; Dipodidae
Gene: Cipc
Product: CLOCK interacting pacemaker
Exons: 4
Coding region: 184-1383 (399 amino acids)
Biological process (GO): negative regulation of DNA-templated transcription; negative regulation of circadian rhythm
Cellular component (GO): nucleus
Source: RefSeq, a predicted model, not a curated record
GCGGGAGGCCCCCGGGCAUUGCUGGAGACCCGGCGACGACUGCGUUGUCAUGGAGUCGUGGGGCCGGGCUCGCGCAUGCGCCCCCUGAGCCUCCCGGCCGGUCGUGGAGCCGCGACCCCCCCCGGCCCUAGAGCAAUCCAGAUGAAAGGACUGUCUGUGAGCCAGCUUCCAGCCUUCUAAAACAUGGAGAGGAAAAUCCCACCCCGAGAGAGCCCCAGAAGACCCUCGGUCAAGUUGGGCAGAGGCACAGAGACGAAGAAAGCAGCCCGGCAACUUGGUGUGGUGGCCGCUGAGUCAGAUAAGGACUCGGGAUUCUCAGAUGGGAGCUCAGAAUGUCUGAGUUCUGCAGAACAGAUGGAGUCAGAGGACGUGCUGAGAGCCUUGGGCUGGAGCAGAGAAGACAGGCCAAGGCAGAGCUCCAAAACUGCAAGCAACGCCUUCCCUACACUGUCCCCCAUGGUUGUCAUGAAGAAUGUGCUGGUCAAGCAGGGCAGCAGCUCCUCCCAGCUCCAGUCAUGGACUGUCCAGCCCUCCUUUGAAGUGAUUUCAGCACAGCCACAGCUCUUUGUUCUUCAUCCACCUGUGUCAUCUUCUGUCAGCUCAUGUCACACUGGCGAGAAAAAGUCAGACUCUAGAAACUACUUGCCCAUUCUCAAUUCUUAUACUAAAAUAGCCCCGCACCCAGGCAAAAGGGGCCUUUCCCUAAUCCCAGAAGAAAGAAGAGCAAACGGGGUGGCAAAGAAAGUUCGUACGGAGAGACUGGGGCCCAGCCUGUCUUCCAGUGAGCCAAGCAAGACUGGCCCUGUGCCAUCCAGUCCCUCCACUCCGGCCCCACCCAAUACCAAGCUCUCAGAGGACUCAGCUCUGCAGGGAGUGCCCUCCCUGGUGGCGGGUGGAAGUCCACAGACUCUUCAGCCUGUAUCCAGCAGUCAUGUGGCUAAAGCUCCCAGUCUGACCUUCGCUUCCCCUGCCAGUCCCGUCUGCGCCUCAGACAGCACUCUGCAUGGCUUAGAGAGCAGCUCCCCACUUUCCCCACUGUCAGCCAGUUACAGCUCACCUUUGUGGGCUGCAGAGCAUCUCUGCCGAAGCCCAGACAUCUUUUCAGAGCAGCGGCAGAGCAAACACAGGCGCUUUCAGAAUACCUUAGUAGUCCUACAUAAGUCAGGUUUGCUGGAGAUCACUUUGAAAACCAAGGAGUUGAUUCGUCAGAACCAGGCAACUCAGGUGGAACUCGACCGGCUGAAGGAGCAAACCCAGCUGUUCUUAGAGGCCACCAAGAGCAGGGCUCCCCAGGCGUGGGCCAAGCUGCAGGCAUCGCUGACAUCUGGGUCCAGUCAUUCAGGUGGUGACAUUGAUGCCUUCUCUGAUCACCCAGACAUAUAGCGCAGGGACACAGUUCAAGUCACUCAAAACUCUUCACUAUUACCUGCUGUUUCCCACAGCCUAUAUCGGAGCUUUUCUUCCUAAAUUUAUUUAUGAAGCCACGUGCAGUCCUCAGCUACUGUCUUCACCUGUGGUCCCAUGCACAGGAAAUUUGAGUCUCUGAUUCUGAGUAUCCUUGAGUCCCCAUUCCUUAGCCUGCAGGCACUUAGCUAAGUCAUGGGCAGAGCAAGAGAGACGAUUCUAUGGGGCUUUUUUAGCUGUCACCUACCCUCAUGGUACUCCCUCACCAGGAUCAAGGGCACAGUAAUAAGGAUGUGUGUGCAGGGUGACACCUGCUGAGCCACGGAGUGGGUGAUCCUUGUGUCCCUUCAUAGAUCCUUCCUUGAGGAUGUUAGUCACAGAAAAAAAUAGAGGAGGUGUGUUUUCAUUCCACAAGGCACUUUGCCAGUUGGACGAAACCUAAAAUGCUUUGGGCACAGGUUGUGUCUGUUGCAAGCACUUAAUUACUUAAAGCUUGUUUUCUUAAACUUGAAAGUCAAGGGAAAGAGUGGUAGCAUUUGACUCAUACAUUUUCAUCACACACAGAUUUUACUUCAACAAGGGGGCAAAAGACUUCAGAUUUUUAGAUUUGGAAUGGAAGUUGAACCACCUGGAUCUGUAUUUUAUGAAGCACUUUUUUGACUAAGGUCAAAAAAAUAGCCCUGGCCAGCACUUUUGGUUAGCAGCCAAAAGGUUCUGGUAGCUCACACUUUCUUGAAACUUGAAGCUUGAGAUGGCUCUGGAGCUCCUCAGGGUGCAGUGAAAGCCUCCCCAGUGCAGCCACUCUUCCCCCCCCCCCCCCCCCCCCCCCCGCUUUGCUCUGUGUGAGAGAAGUGAUUACACUGUAACUUUCCAAUUAAAUAAAAUCCUGAGGUUAUAAGUAUAAGGCAACAAAAAAGUUGGGAAGUAUUCUUCGUGCCCAUUUCCUUUUCACCCCCCAGCUUUUCAUCUGCUACAUGUCAGGAUGGGGAGCCACAGUGGGCAGUCUCAUGUUGCUUGUGCUAACAAAGCCCAAGGCGCGAGGUUGGUGCUGUGAUGCUGCCUCAAGGUGGACACUGUGAUAAGAAUUCCCAGCCUGUCAACUUCAUUGACUCUGUCACUAAGUGUCUACAUAGUACAGAUUCAGAGAUUGAAUCCCCUCAGUUAAAAUUUUCACCCUCCUGAAACCUUUGUUCUUUACAAAUCGAGUUCUUAGGAUUAGCUUCAUCUCUCCUGCAAAGAAAGUGUUCUUGAGGUUUUUACUAAGCCCAGAAGUUAGUGAUCAUAUUUGCCAGGUAGUUGGUUGUAACUCUUAACAUAGUUUAGGAAUUCUAAGGCUCAGGUUGCCUACACUGUGUUCACAAACAUGUAUGAUUUAGUUACGGUUCAUAUAGAAGUCAUCGGUGUGGUAAAAUUUUUCAGCUCUCUGAUCAACACAGAAUUCCCUGUUUGCUUUCUGAAAGGGUUUCCAAGAUCAGAGCAAAUGUGUGUCUGAGCACACUCGACUCCUUGUCAUAUUUUUCUCUUGGCCCGCUCCCUUUGCCUCCCCUGAAUCUCUGCUCUUGGAGCCACUCGAUUCUGCACCAUGCUAGGAAGCUUCCUUUUUGGCAGAAUGUUUGGCAGCAAAGCCAUAGAGACAGGUGCAUCGAGAACAGUCUGGGCACCAGUCAUGAUUCUCACUGAGUGUCAAAAAUCUGAAAACACUUGCUGAGAACCAAAUGUAUUCCACUGGAAAAACCCUCUAUGGAGCUGUAGGCCUGUUGGACUCUUCCUCCUAGAUCGGGGUUUGUGUUUCCAUUCCUGUGGUGGGAAAGGAUGAUGAAAGCCACCAUCCUUCCUCAUUGCUGAGUGGCCGAGAGCGUUCGCACCUCUGCCUCUGCUCCUCUGGGAUCUGGAAGCUGGAGCCAGAAGGUGCUAGGCUGUUAGCAUGGGCGCUCUUUCUCUCGUGGAGUGAGAAGCCUGGGACCUUAAGUAGAGAAGCUAGGUCUUGGAAGGACAGAUCUGUUGAGGUCAGAGGCCAGCGGCACAUGGAGGAAGCUUGCAGUGGACCAGGAAGAUCUCCAUGGUGGCACAAGGCUGUAAGUAGUGAUGGCCUUAGUGAUGCGUGGCGUGUGUUGCGUUAUUCAAGUGGCAGAGCUGCUGUUUUCUGAGGGUGAGGAGCCAGUUUUAGCUCAGACCAACCUCUUAAGAGAACCUUUGGUAGAUUUUAUUGGCAAUAUUGAAACAUCUAAAAAAAGGUUGCUAAUUAAGUUGCUAAUGGCGUUCAAUUAUAUGUAAUUUACUACACCUUUUUUUUUAAUUGAUUACAGUAUUGUCUGACCUCCCUGAGUGACUCCUUCAGCAGACAAGUUGCUCUUGUGCAUAUAUUGGUUUUUCAGCUAUGAAUUCUUUAGGGUAGAGGUUUAUUUACCAAAUGUGAAGUCUUUUGAGAAAGUAUGAAGUUAUAUAGAAAUUGACUGUGAAAUGUCAGAGAAAAAUAAAAGUCAUUUACUUGAAAACUA